AUGCAGCCAGAGGUGGAGCCCCUGUGUUCCUCCACCAUGAGCAAUCCCAGCAUGCACAGGGAGGCAGGAGCCCUCCUUGUGGACCCCGAGACUCCAGAGGAGACGCAGACCUGCUGCCUAAGCAGGCCCACCAAAUCUUCGAAGCAGCACCUGCGACAGGUUAUCGCAGAGUAUGAGGCCCUGGACCGGGAGCUCCCAUGCAUCCGGAAGUUCCCCACACCGCCUGCUGCCCAGCCCCUGUGCCUCUGCAUGGAGACCUUGCCCGAGGCGGACUUUACCCACCUGGAGGUGCUGGAGGCGCUGGAGGCCGAGCUACCCGGGGCCAUGGAGAGCGGGCGCGUGAGCAGUAUCCGCUUUGAGAACAUGAAUGUCAUCUGCGGGACCGCCGGGCGCCGGGACCGGUGGCUCAUCACUGUUACAGACUUCCAGACUCGCUCGCGCCUGCUGCGCUCCGGGCUCAGUCCCCGCAGGCUACCGCACCAGCUCGUGCGCCACGACGAGCUGCUGCUGGGCGAUUAUCGCCUGCACCUGCGCCGCUCUCUGGCCCGACGGCGCAUGCUUGAGGCUCUGGGCGCAGAGCCGAACGAGGAAGACUGACGCGUGGGGGAGGGUCUUGGCUGCGCUAGCGCACCGCCCUGAUGGGUCCGGCGACUCUACCCCCAAGCCUCGCAAGAAAGGGGCAUCGCCUCCCCAGGAAGGAGGCGUGGUCGGCUCGAGGGGGUUGAUACUGUGAGUUUAAUUAUAAAGAAUGACCUGGUACAAAAGCCA
Trichechus manatus latirostris (Florida manatee) is the source of this 768-nucleotide messenger RNA. RefSeq names its product chromosome unknown C19orf81 homolog (gene CUNH19orf81). NCBI's taxonomy places the organism in Eukaryota, Metazoa, Chordata, Mammalia, Sirenia, Trichechidae. The record is from RefSeq and is a predicted model, not a curated record. The coding region runs from base 1 to 597 and encodes 198 amino acids. The transcript has 5 exons.